AUGCCUGAAGACGUAGAUUUCGACGAAAUUCCCAAGCUCCUGAGCAAUUGGAGCAACGAUGAUUUGAACGAUAUAGACACAUCGCAGUAUCCGUUCCCGAACAGACUAUGGCACGUAAAGUCAUUUCAAGAAAUAACACUCAAAUCAUCAGCAAUGGUUUUAAUAGGGGUCAUUGGAAUAUUCUUAAAUUCUGUAAUUCUCAUCAUCCUCUUGAGGAAUAAGUGGCUCUGGACACCAAGCAACUAUCUGAUAGCGAAUCUGGCGUUCAUGGACCUUAUUACUUUAAUAUUUUGCCCGUGGUUUAUGUUGGUCAGAGAUUUCUUUCAAAACUACGUUUUAAAAAAUUUUGGCUGCCGCUUCGAAGGAUUCUUGCAAGCAACACUUCUGUUAGCCAGUGUAGUAGCUGUCAUGCUGGUAUCUUACGACAGACUAGCAGCCGCAGCGUUGACUUCUGAAGCUCGUGUCACUAAAUCAGCUGCUGUGAAACUCAUCAUAUUAUCAUGGAUCGUUUCAAUAGCGUUGUCCUCACCUUGGAUUAUAAAGAGAUAUCAUAUGGAGCGUCGCUGGCUUGAUUAUAUUGAAAAUAUAUGCGUUGAAGAUAUGGUUUUUCUUCCUAUAUAUUGGCACUUUGUCGUCAUAUUGCUGGUCUGGAUACCGCUCGGCGUGAUGAUUGUGACUUAUGGUACGAUCAUGUGGCGUUUGGAGUGGAGCGUUCGAGAACUAUCUUCAAGAGGAGGAGGUCAAACAAUAUCAAGGGCAAGAGGAAAAGCCAUGAGGAUCACAGCUUGUGUAUUAGUAGCCGCAGUUAUCUGUAGGAUUCCAUUCACUAUUCUGGUGUAUUGGAGGAGUACCAUGUCGUUGGAGAUCAAUGCGGUUGAAGGAGCCUAUGAAAUAAUGUGGUUCAUAGCCAGCUACCUAAUGUACUUAAAUUGCGCCAUCAAUCCACUAAUAUACGGUUUCACCAAUGUCAGAUUCAGAAGAGCUAUGGACCGAACUCCUGGCAUCGCUUGUUUUAGAUUCGGCAGCUGGUGUUGUAUUUGUACCAUGGUAAAGAAAAAGAAACGGUCAAUCCAAAAUAACAACAUUGAAAAAAUUUUCGUCAUCGAUAACAGUCCACGUCCUAAUAGAAAAUUAUCAAGAGUUGUCAAAAAUAUUUUACAUAUAAACAAACACACCAUGGAACUUAGUGUUCCUAAGGUCGAUGAAGCUACUACGAGACCAACAAAGGUUACACCACUAAAAGUAGAACAUAUAUAA
Melitaea cinxia (Glanville fritillary) is the source of this 1257-nucleotide messenger RNA. It is a transcript of the gene NGR-A34, whose product is annotated as ultraviolet-sensitive opsin. Lineage: Eukaryota; Metazoa; Arthropoda; Insecta; Lepidoptera; Nymphalidae. The record is from RefSeq and is a predicted model, not a curated record. Gene Ontology annotation, molecular function: G protein-coupled receptor activity. Gene Ontology annotation, cellular component: plasma membrane. The transcript has 7 exons. Bases 1 to 1257 code for a protein of 418 amino acids. Gene Ontology annotation, biological process: G protein-coupled receptor signaling pathway.